AUGGCGACACCGACGACGCAGCAACUCCUUGAGGAGUAUACCGGCAAGGUAGUGCCGUACACGUUCAAUGGAGGGUUCGUGUGCCUCAGCUACGCUAUCAGCUUGGUCGGAACCGGCACGGCACUCGAGUUGAUUAGACGAAGAACUUCACAUAGGGGAAAGCACAACUUCUUCUUGCUAGUCGGCGCUGCCAUUGCAAUGGGUGGCAUUGCCAUCUGGUCCAUGCACUUCAUUGGCAACCGGGCCAUCUACAUGCUCAACGGCGAAGCAGCCUUCCAAAUCGCCUACUCGACCGCCCUCACCGUCGCCUCGCUCCUGGUGCCCAUCCUCGUGCUCGUGCUCGCCUUCGUCGGUGUCAACGGCAACGGUCGAAUCCGAUGGUGGCGAAUUGCCCUCGCGGGAUUGCUCUCUGGCGGCGCCAUCUGUGGCAUGCACUAUCUCGCCGACGCAUCCAUCAGCAACUAUCGGGGCUCGUAUCGCCUCUCCUACCUCAUCGGCUCCAUCAUCAUCGCCGUGCUCGCCAGUACCACGGCCCUCACUCUCUUCUUUGUCUUUGAGAAUACCUGGAGCAGCGCUUGGUGGAAGAGACUGGGCUGUGCCAUGGUCCUGGCCGGGGCCGUGUCUGGCAUGCACUGGUGCGCAGCUGUUGGAACGAGUUACACCCUCCUACACGACAAGCCUGGCAAGGGGGUCUCACGCAAGGAUGCAAUGGUUGUCGUUAUUUGCCUGUCUAUCGCUGCGGGCAUUGUCAUGACCGGCAUGGCCAUCUAUUCGACCUGGGUAAGACGAGACUAUGCCAGCAAAUCGCAACAGGUCGUCCUCGCCGCCGGUGUCUUUGACGAUAAAGGCCGCAUCAUGGUCUCUCAAGACGGGUAUUUGCCCAGCGAAGUCGUGACAGACACAUACUUUACAAAGUCCAACGACGACGUCUUCAACACCAGCCACCCCCUCUUUCACUGGAUGUUCCGUGCUUCUCGCAACUGGGACACCAUAACAAAAGUCAUGACCAAGAUGACCAACCACAUUUCGCUCCUCGCGCAGGAGCGCAACAUCGGCAGGGCAGGCGUUCGACUCAUCAGCGACGAUGGCGAGCUUGUGGACGAGUACGAUACCAUUCUACGCGAGUUGUUCUGCGUCACUGCGGAUGCCCUAGCUUCCAAAACUAAGGAGGCUCUUGCUGGCGUUGGAAUAUUAUGGGAUGAAAUCUUUGUCACAGGAGAGUCAUCAAGGGUUCAACGACUAUUUAACAGUGACGAGCCCGGCUUGCAAAAUCUCGCGGAAAAAGGCGUUCAACAGAAUGGCCAAGAGUACGGCCGCGGUUCUCUCAUGUUCCUCGUUCGUAGGGUUGAUAGCAGAAAGGAGGUGGUGAGGCUUGAGGCUUCCGGGUUUCGCUUUGUAGAGGUUCACCAGGUCGCUCCCUUUAUUCGAUCAACCAUGCGCAUCAAGACGCCCGACCUGGAGGCUCGUCUACACAACAUGGCCAACCAGAGGGACAAGACCCCCAUGCUAUCUCCCGGCUUCCAUGUGGGCAUGUUUGCCGUCCGCGCCCGACUUGACAGGGGUGGCUUCGACGUGCUCGCGCAAAAGACAGCCCGGAAUCUGCUUCCCUCUGUCCCACUGCCCGUGGGCUCUCUCGAUGCCAGCAAUGCUAGCUUUCUCAACGGCCUUCGUGGCUUGCCGCUCUCGACUAUUCUGCUCAAACUUCAGGCCGACCAGUCUGCUUCUCCUAAAGACCGCAUGUUUGCUUCGAUUUUUCGAGACGCCGUUUCAUCGCUUCGGAACUCUCUAGGCGACGAAACCUUUGACAGCGCUACACUUUUGCCCAAGGUAGUGCAGCUCCCAUGCGCUACCUCUACUGCACAGGGCAAACCUUUGUCUAAAUGCAUCUUCAUUGCUUUUCAACUCGUCCUCCCCAUCCAUGCCACUGUGCUAUCGCCUGAUUGCGAAUUCACGCCUCUCAACUUCUUCAAAAUGCGCCAACUUACCUACGAAGGCUCAUCUCAUAACAUCGAGUUCUCCCACAUGGUCCACCGCGACAUGUCCUCAACAGUACAUGAGCUGUCUUCACCUCCACGGCGGUUCAGCGUCGCGGCACAAGCGCAUAACAAGUUGUUUUCCCGAGCUGUAGGUAAAGUCAGGGAUAACCUGCCGGGCCACAAGAGACAUGCGACGGCCCUUGUAUUGACGCCUACAAGGAGCCAGGAGCAGCUGUCAAAGUCAGUAUCGCAUCCUAGCUCGAUAUACAAUGGCGACAACGGCAGCUUCGAUUACGCCCGCAAACUCUCAUCAGCAAGCCAGUCCCACUCUGGGAAGGACUCGCAUAAGGAUCAGGGCCAGAAAUUUCACGUCUUUGGCGGUAUCAUGGUGUCACAGGAAGUGUCUAUCAAUGUGCAAGAUAACCAAGAAGACUCAAAUGCCCCAGAGCAACAGGGUUCAGAGCUCAAGCCCAUUAGGCCCCGAGCCGACGCCCAAGGCAAGAUGGAAAGUUUCUACACUGCUACUGUGACGGGUGAGAGCGGCUUCGCUGGCCAGGGGAAGCAGGAUGAAUCUGCAUUUGUAGACGAGCUCCUCGGCCUGAGUGUGCAAGCAGACAAGCGGGCGACAGCGUAA
Molecule: messenger RNA, 2610 nt
Organism: Trichoderma breve
Lineage: Eukaryota; Fungi; Ascomycota; Sordariomycetes; Hypocreales; Hypocreaceae
Exons: 6
Coding region: 1-2610 (869 amino acids)
Source: RefSeq, a predicted model, not a curated record